ACACGACACACAAAUAGCAACAAUACAACUGUUGUCUAUAGGAAUACCAUCACGUAAAUACAGUUAGCCGUAGUUCAUCAUGGCACCAAGCACAAACGGCUCUUCCAACAAUGACGUUUCGGAGAAGCAGUUCAACAAGUAUCUCGAAUCAGACAUACCUGACGAUCAAGUGAUUGAAAGUAUAUUCCUGGAACGUAGGACUCAGCAUGCUGACGAUGCUAUUGAUUACGAAGAUAUUGAUGAAUUGGCUGAUGAAGAUGAACUUCCUGAAGAAGAACCCAGCAAGAAUGUCCUUGACGAAGAGGAUGAGGACUUUGAUAUGUUUUUGGGAGGGGAGGCCGAAGUCAGCAACGAAGAACAGGCGCAGGAAGACGCUGAUCGUCAGUUUGACGAGAUGUUUGGAGAUGCUGACGAUCAGCCAGUGGAUAAUGACGCAGUCAAUAACAAUCGUCUUUUCAAUGACUUGGACAGCGGGCACAUUGGAGAUGAUGAUAUAAACGACGAAUUAAAGGACUUUAAUCUAGGAGGAAUAUUCGAAGAAGAGCAAGAAGUCAUUAAUCAAAAGCACAAGUUGGAGUUGGAAGAGAAACGGAGAUUGAAGAAACAGAAGUUGGAAAAGGUUGUCAAGAAGCUAGAGAAGCAACGACAAAAGUUGAAUAUCAAGUAUCAUUAUCCAAGUUACAAACGAAAUAAACCAUUCAAUUUCCACUUGUUCUUUUCGCCUGCACCAAAGUAUCUCAGAUAUCAUAGUCCUGCUAUUGCAUCAACCAAAAACUUAAAACCACUAAUACCAACCAAACUAAAUCUUGAAGUUGAUACUGACCAACGGAAAAUAUUCAAGUCGAGAACCAGUCAUCCACAACAACCAAAAAAUAUAACAAAUAUAACCACUGCAGAUCUUGAAUUCGUUUAUGAGUUGAAACAUAAGAAUGAAGUGUCUAUCAAGCAAGUUGAUUACUUGCAGCGAGAUUGGAUGAAUGAUGACAAAUUUGAUCAUUAUUCGAAAGAUUUGAUCUUGUCCACCACUGACUGGAAUGACGAUGCUAUAAUAAAUGCGGGUGAUGCCAAAUACAAACUUCGCUCGAUUGAUAUCGAGAGUAAUCUCUUGGACACUGAAGCUGCCGAAGAAGAAGAGGAGGAAGAUGAAAAGAUAUUCAAUGGUGAAAUUGAUGAUGGUGCUUUCAAACUUGAUAUGAAUGAUCCUAACUUGUUAUUCAUUCCGAAACAAAUUGCUGAUAAGAAACCAGUCGCACUCGCCGCAACAUCUAACUUGGAACUGAAAUUCAAUAUUUCCAAUGAUAAAGAAUAUGAAGUUCUUAAGAAUAAUUACCAUAUCAAGGUAAGAUCGCAGUUGAGUAACUUGAACAUUGAACAUUCAGUUCCUGCACUUCGUUUGCAAACUCCAUAUUAUAAAGUUAAAUUAUCAUCGGAAGAAGCAAGAUCAUUCCAUAGACCAGUAUUCAAUAUACGUCCUGGUUCUUUAAUCAGUUUCUCGAAAUUGAAAUUAAGAAAGAAAAAGAAGGACCGAGGAAAAUCGUUACAACAAGUUUUCAGUAAAACUACUGAUCUUACCGCAGCAGAUACUGCAAACUUGAUAGCUAUGGAAUAUUGUGAGCAGUACCCACAAAUAUUAUCCAACUUCGGUAUGGGUUCGAAAAUUAUUAAUUAUUAUGCCAAGGAAAGACGAGAUGAUUCGUCGCGCCCUAAGGCACAACUCGGUGAAACUCAUGUAUUAGGAUUAGAAGAUAGAUCACCAUUUUGGAAUUUUGGUAUAGUUGCCCCAGGAGAUUUCGUACCUACAUUAUACAACAACAUGGUCAGAGCUCCCAUUUUUAAGCAUGAAGGUAAAAACACGGAUUUCUUGUUGAUCAAAUCUCAAGGAGCAGGUUCUCAUCAAAAGUUUUAUUUGAGAGCCAUUAAUUUCAAUUUUGCCGUGGGUAAUACAUUCCCGGUGGUAGAAGUACCAGCUCCACAUUCAAGAAAGGUUACAAACACUUCAAAGAACAGAUUAAAGAUGAUUGUGUUUAGAGUGAUGAACAAUAAGGGAAUGGCCCGUAUUUCCGUCAAGGAUGUUUCCAAGCACUUUCCGGAUCAAAAUGAUAUGCAAAAUAGACAAAGAUUAAAGGAAUUUAUGGAAUAUCAAAGACAAGGUGAUGAUCAAGGGUUUUGGAAAAUUAAAGGGUCUCAUGACCAUGUUCCUACUGAAGAUGAUAUCAGAUCUAUGAUUACUCCUGAAGAUUCUUCCAUGUUGGAUACUAUGCAGUAUGGACAACAGGCUUUGGACGAUAAAUUGACCUUGUGGGGUGAUGAUGAAAAGAAAGAAGACGAGAAGAAGAAAGACCAUAAGAAGAAAGAAAAUGAAGACGACGACGAUGAUGAUGACGAAGGAAAAGAUAACAAUGAAGGAGAGGAAACUAAAAAGGAAAAGAAGAAAUCACGCGAUAAAGAAGAUGUUGAAAUUGACAUUGAUGAAGAAUUGGCUCCUUGGAAUCUUUCCAAGAACUUCAUCAUUGCUAAUCAAACCAAAUCCAUGCUUCAAUUGAAUGGAGAAGGGGAUCCUUCUGGUAUUGGUUUAGGUUACUCGUUCUUGCGUUCUACGCAAAAGAAUGGGUUUAAACCAUUGUUCCCACCACCUCCGGAAAACGUUUCCAAGACUAAUACUGCUGCUCACCAACAGAAAUUGUAUGAGCAAGAAAUUAAAAGAAUUUGGUAUUCUCAACGUGGUUCUUUAGUUGAUCAUGGCCCUGGGUUCAAUUUACAAAUGAUUUAUGAUGAAUAUAAGCCAGUUAAUCAUGAACAAUUUGUUAAUUCUAAACUUGAAGCUCAGCAAGAUGAACAAAAGAUUUUAAGAAUCACGAGAAGAAUCCGUGAUGAGAAUGGUAUUUUACAAAGACGAGUGGAAACCUUGACUGAUCCUAGAUUAAUUAAAGCAUAUGUUAAACGCAAGAAGCAAAUUGAAGAUGAAUUGUUAAAGAAUGCUGAUGUUGGAGAUAUCUUACCUACAACCGAUAAGGAAUUGAACAAGCUUCGUAGAAAGGCAUUGCAAGAAAAAUUAGCGACUUUGGAAAAGAGAGCUAAGCAAAGCAAGGCCAAGAAACCGCCUAAGGAUCUGAUUCAUGCCGCUGCAGCUGCCGGAGGUACGAUUAUUGAUGCCAACACAGUGAUGUUGCCAGAUGGUUCGUAUGCAAUUGGUGGGAAAGGUAUUGGUAAGGGUAAGAGUAGAACUCGUCGUUGUGCAUCCUGUGGUGCAUUUGGGCAUAUUAAAACCAACAAGACUUGUCCAUUGUACAGUCAAAUGAUUGCCGGUACUUUACCACCAAAGAAUGGGAAAGGUGCGCCUCCUCCGGCCACUACUCCAAAUGCUGGAUCUGUUGGUGCUAGUGCAACUCCUCCUUCGAACGCUUCUCCUUCGACUGUAGUAUAA
Spathaspora passalidarum NRRL Y-27907 is the source of this 3424-nucleotide messenger RNA. It is a transcript of the gene TAF145, whose product is annotated as Taf145p. The record is from RefSeq and is a predicted model, not a curated record. The coding region runs from base 80 to 3424 and encodes 1114 amino acids. Gene Ontology annotation, biological process: transcription by RNA polymerase II; RNA polymerase II preinitiation complex assembly. Gene Ontology annotation, cellular component: transcription factor TFIID complex. The transcript has a single exon. Lineage: Eukaryota; Fungi; Ascomycota; Pichiomycetes; Serinales; Debaryomycetaceae. Gene Ontology annotation, molecular function: TBP-class protein binding; RNA polymerase II general transcription initiation factor binding; histone acetyltransferase activity.